AUGUCCCGCGUCGCUACACAACUCAAGUUCUUCAACAAGAUAAGUUCGACGACUGUGGAGCCCCAAAUUCUGCUGAAUGCUCACAAAUACUCAGGUCUGAAAUUGAUGUUCCAGCAACAAAAUCACAACGGCCACAUGGGGGCCCGCAAGUUCUGGCAUGAAUACUUACCUACCUUGCAAUUUUACAAUCCAGAUCUACAAUUCCAAGUAACUAGAGUCAAAAACGAGGAUAAGAAAGACGCCAGUGUUCCUUGUACUCUGGAGAUUCUCGAUAAAGAAAACGCUGUGGUGGACUCCCUGGAUAUGAGAAACAAACAGGGCUCUGAAAUCAUGCAAGAACUACUGGAAAAGCUCGAACACGAGCGAGUGGCCGAGGAAGACAUCGUGAGGCUCUGA
Lachancea nothofagi CBS 11611 is the source of this 396-nucleotide messenger RNA. NCBI's taxonomy places the organism in Eukaryota, Fungi, Ascomycota, Saccharomycetes, Saccharomycetales, Saccharomycetaceae. The record is from the annotation of a GenBank genome assembly.